AUGCAACUUCAGAAUGCUGCAUUGGUGGGACAAAACACCAUCGCUCUUCAGAACCUAGAAGCUGCAAGAGUAUCAGCUGAAGACACUCAGAAGUUCCUCAUGGAAAUGAUGGCUAAUGGAAGACCUUCUCCGGGUGCUUCUUCCUCUGUUACCGUUCCAGUUCAGGAGUGGAGUUUGGAGAGUUUUCUCCAACAUCAUCCCGCCAAGUUUAGUGGCAAGUGCAGUUCUGAUGAGGCCGAUCAUUGGUUCCAAGAUAUGGAGCGAAUCUAUGAAGCCAAAGGAUGUCCGGAUGAGAAGAAGCUGGCCUACACCCAGUACUUGCUGACAGGAGAAGCUGGACAUUGGUGGAACAGUGUGAAGACGAUCUUGGAGAGGAACGAGACUCCUAUCACUUGGGAGUUGUUCAGAACUAAAUUCUACACUGAAUACUUCCCAGAUAGUGUCAGGUAUGCUAAAGAGGUAGAGUUUCUUGAGUUGACUCAGGGCAACAGAUCAGUAUCGGAGUAUGCAGAUCGUUUUAAACACCUGCUUCGCUUCACCACCAUGUCAAUAAAUGAAGAAUGGCAUUGUCGCAAGUUUGAGAAUGGCUUGAGGAAGGAUAUAAAGUUACUGGUGAAAGGAUUGCGCAUCAGAGAAUUCUCCGCAUUGGUAGAGAUGGCCCGUGAUAUGGAAAAGACUAAGGGAGAACCAGAAGGACCUCAGAGACAACCAAGCCAACCACUUAGGGUUGGUGGACCUGUGAUACCCCGAGGAGACUCCAGUUCUAGAAGGACCCCUUUCUCUAGACCUUCUUCCUUCAGGUCCAGGAGUUCAUCCUCGCAGUCAUCGGGGCAAUCCAGGUUUGCCAGUUCCGUUAGAUGCUUCAAGUGUGGUGGACCACACCUCCAGAUGUCUUGCCCUCAGUUAGAAGGGUACAGGAGGUGUAAUAUCUGCAGGCAAGAGGGACACUAUGCCAGAGACUGUCCUACUACUAGGAGGGCAGGACCACAACCACGCCAGGCUGACAGAUCUAUUCAGAGGAGUGGACACAGACCUCAGGCAACCGGGAGAGUCUAUGCGUUGACUGGGGCUGAGGCAACCAGUGCAGGUAAUUUAAUUGUCAGCAGUUGUUUGUUAUUUGGAGCCUCGUGUGUGACGUUGUUUGACUCGGGAGCGACACAUUCUUUUGUGUCUAAGGCUUGUGUGGAGAGGCUUGGUUUAGUUGUCAGAGAGCUUCCGUGUGAUCUGGUGGUGUCUACACCAACAGCUGGGUUAGUUAGAACAUCUAAUGUGUGCUCUAGAUGUUCUAUCGAGGUAGAGGGGCGCAGGUUCAUAGUGAACCUUAUUUGCUUACCUCUGCAGGGGCUAGAGGUAAUUCUGGGAAUGGAUUGGUUAGCAGCCAAUCGUAUUCUUUUAGAUUGCGGUGGUAAGAAGUUAAUAUUUCCCAAAGAAGAUGAAGACUUGUCGUUAUCACUCGGCGCAUUGAAGCAAGACAUCUUCGAGGGUGCCAGUUGUUUCCUAAUCAUGUUUCAUGAGGAUGGGACUCCCAAUGUAAACUUUUCAGCUCUUGUGAACCAGAGUGUAGACCUUCUGGUUGUGAAUGACUUCAUGGAUGUUUUCCCUGAAGAAGUUCCUGGUUUACCUCCUCCGCGAGAAGUGGAGUUCUCUAUCGAUCUUGUCUCAGGAGCAGGACCAGUAUCCAUAGCCCCUUAUCGGAUGGCUCCAGCUGAGCUGGCUGAGUUAAAGAAGCAGAUUGAAGAGCUGUUAGAGAAACAAUUUAUCCGGCCGAGUGCUUCGCCGUGGGGUGCACCAGUGUUGCUAGUAAAGAAGAAGGAUGGUAGCUCAAGGUUGUGCGUUGACUAUCGACAGCUGAAUAAGUUGACGAUCAAGAACAAGUAUCCAUUGCCGAGGAUCGAUGAUCUGAUGGAUCAAUUGCACGGAGCUACGGUAUUCUCCAAGAUUGAUUUGAGGUCGGGUUACCAUCAAAUUUUAGUGAAAGCCGAUGAUGUGCAGAAGACGGCAUUCAGGUCCAGACCCUUCUUGGACAAGUUUGUGGUGGUGUUUGUAGAUUACAAAUUGGACGAACGCUAA
Molecule: messenger RNA, 2070 nt
Organism: Vigna angularis (adzuki bean)
Lineage: Eukaryota; Viridiplantae; Streptophyta; Magnoliopsida; Fabales; Fabaceae
Exons: 2
Coding region: 1-2070 (689 amino acids)
Molecular function (GO): nucleic acid binding; zinc ion binding
Source: RefSeq, a predicted model, not a curated record